Messenger RNA from Lolium rigidum, 3354 nucleotides. Its product is annotated as ubiquitin-like modifier-activating enzyme atg7. Lineage: Eukaryota; Viridiplantae; Streptophyta; Magnoliopsida; Poales; Poaceae. The coding region runs from base 50 to 3136 and encodes 1028 amino acids. The transcript is spliced from 20 exons. Gene Ontology annotation, biological process: cellular response to nitrogen starvation; autophagosome assembly; protein modification by small protein conjugation. The record is from RefSeq and is a predicted model, not a curated record. Gene Ontology annotation, cellular component: phagophore assembly site; cytoplasm. Gene Ontology annotation, molecular function: Atg8 activating enzyme activity; Atg12 activating enzyme activity.
CAGAAGCAGCCUGCAAAACCGAUCGCCGGCGAAAAAAAGGAGACGGCAGAUGGCGGCGAAAGCGGAGGUACGGCAGCGGCCGCGGCCGCUCAAAGUAGAGGCCAUCAAGAGCUUCGUAGCGGCGGCGUUCGGGAAGGAACUCCGCGACCUGAAGCUCGACGUCCUCGGCACCGACGACUCCCCCAUCCCCAUCACUGGCUACUAUACUGCAUGCACUCACCCAAAACUUUCGGCCCGCUUCAGCCUACUUCAAAAAUCGCUAGCCCCAUCAUCUGUCAACUCACUUGGCUCUAGGAACAAUUGUCCAGUACCAGGGACGCUCAUAAAUACUAAUAACAUGUUGGGGUUCCAAAAUCUUGAUGUGGCGUCUCUACUCAGAGAAGAAGGAAAGAAGAUCUUGCAUGACAUUCUAUCCGGUAAAAUAGAAGAGUGUCCUUCUCUGCUAUUAAGAUUUCUUGUGAUAUCAUUUGCGGACUUGAAGAAUUGGAAGCUCUAUUACAAUGUUGCGUUUCCCUCGUUGGAUUUGAACUCUAAUAUGACUUUGCUCAGCCUGCAUAGUGCCUCACAGGUGCUCAGCCAAGAAGAGGCAAUAUCUUUGUCUAAAUCAAUGAAAGAGUGGUGUGAAUCAAAUGAAACAACAGUUCAUCCGUUUUUUUGGGUCGAUAUAUCCUCAGAUUCUUCAGUUGUUGUAAGACAACUUAAGGACUGGAAAGAUCGUCGGGGUGGUGGCCAAAAGCUCCUUUUUGGGUUUUAUGAUCAUGGAUGUCAUCAAGAUUACCCUGGUUGGGCUCUUAGAAACUACAUUGUAUUCCUGAGCCUGCGGUGGAAAAUCGAGAAAGUUCAGUUCUUAUGCUACCGAGAAAGAUUGGGGGGGAUCGAUCUAGAGAAGUCACUUAUUGGUGAAGCAUCAUUUGCACCACAUCAUGGCUGGGAUGGCUCUGAUUAUGUGCCUGAAGUUAUUGGAUGGGAAGGAGAAACUCCUGGGGAUGGCAGAAAAGAAAUGAAAGUGAACUCAAUCAGUCUUGAACUGAUGAACCCAGAUAGUCAGAAAGAACAACAACAGCUGAUGCACUUGAAGCUUAUGGGAUGGCGGCACUUCCCUGUCGAUUUAGACAAGUUGGGUAGCACUCGAUGUCUUGUGUUGGGUGCUGGAACUCUUGGCUGUGAAGUUUCUCGAUUACUCAUGACCUGGGGUGUAAGGAAAAUAACAGUGGUUGAUGGUGGUUGUGUUGCAAUGCCUGAUCUAGUCAAACAAUCACUCUACGUAGAAAAGGAUUGUGGUGUUCCGAGAGCUACCGCAAUAGUUCCACAUCUAGAAGAGAGAUGUCGUGCAGUGGAGGUCGAAGGAAUCCGGAUGGAAAUACCAGUGCCUGGGAAUCCAGUUUCUCCAAGUGUGCUUGAUGAUUGCAGGCUUCUUCAAACAUUAGUAGCUGAGAGUAAUGUGGUCUUCUUGUUGACUGACACAUGGGAGAGCAGAUGGUUACCAACUCUUUUGUGUGCAAAUGAAAACAAGAUCGCUAUCACUGCAGCAGUAGGAUAUGACAGUUACCUUGUCAUGCGACAUGGUGCUCGUCCAGGAACAAGAAGUGGAGGUAUGGAUGACGUGAUUGCUCAGACAAAGAAUUUGUCCACUGAAGAUGCUCUUGGUCAUCAAAGAUUGGGCUGUUGUUUCUGCAAUGAGAAGACUUCCCUUUUCAAUUCAGUCUCUAAUGAAAGAGUAGCACUACCUGGGCUGACCUCAAUUGCAUCUGGCAAAGCAGUGGAGCUCUUUGCGAGGAUGUUACAUCAUCCAGAGGGGAUACAUGCUCCAGGAGAUAUUGCUGGUAUGGAUACUGAACAUCAACUUGGUUUAUUGCCACAUCAGAUGCACGGAUCACUUCCAAAGUGUGUUUUAUCAACUGUGAUAGGCAAUUCCUCAAAUAAUUGCACUGCCUGUUCUGAUGUCGUACUUUCUGAAUAUAGAAGAGAAAGAUUGGAUUUUAUUAUGAAAGUCAUCAACCAACCAACAUAUUUGAAGGACCUUACAGGCAUUUCUAACAGUUUGAUAAAGUCGGACACUUGUUUGAAUUUACCUGCCAGCUUCCCUGUAAAUUCGGGGAAGUUGUCUGGUGUGAAAUGUUUAAUUUUAGGUGCUGGAACUCUUGGGUGUGAUGUUGCUCGUAUUCUUAUGGAUUAUGGUGUUCGGAAGCUAACAGUGGUUGACAGUGGUUGUGUUGUUGUGUCAAAUUUGGCAAGACAGUCACUUUACACAUCUGAUGACCUCAACGCCCCAAAAGCAACAGCAUUACUUAAGCGUCUAAAGGAGAGAGAUCCGUCAGUGGGCGACGAGGGUUUUAAAGAUUGGAAAAUGGAAAUACCGAUGCCAGGGCAUUCUGUAUCAUCUGAUGGAGAAGAUCAUGUGCGUGAAGAUUGCGAGAAACUCCAGAAGUUGGUAGCUACCCAUGACGCUGUGUUCUUGUUGACUGACACGAGGGAGAGUAGGUGGCUUCCAACCCUUCUCUGUGCGAAUGAAAACAAGAUUGCUAUUACUGCAGCCCUAGGAUACGAUAGCUACCUUGCCAUGCGACAUGGAGCCGGUCCAAGAACAAAUUCUGAAGGUUCAAAUGUGGUUCCUGCCAUGACUAUGUCUCCGGAAGAUGUUAUUGACCGUAAAAGACUGGGCUGUUAUUUCUGCAACGACGUUAUUGCUCCUGUUGAUUCGGUCUCCAACCGAACUCUGGACCAACAGUGUACAGUAACACGACCUGGACUGGCCCCCAUUGCAUCUGGCCAUGCUGCAGACCUCUUCGCAAGAAUGUUAAAUCAUCCGGAUGGGAUACAUGCUUCAGCAGAUAUCGCUGGCACAACCAGUGAGCGUCCGUUUGGUCUAUUGCCACACCAGAUACGAGGAUCACUAUCGAGCUACAACAUACUAACCCUCUUGGGAUAUUCCUCGAGCAGUUGUAUUGCAUGUUCCGACGUGGUAUUGUCUGAAUACAGGAGCAGAGGAAUGGAUUUUGUGAUGCAGGUGAUCAAGGAACCGACCUAUCUAGAAGACCUUACCGGACUGACGGAGCUGAUGAAAUCCGCAGAUUAUUCUCGGGUCGAGUGGGUAGAUGAUGUCGACGACGACGAUGAAUUUGCAGAGAUCUGCUGAUGCCUCACAAGAUUCCAUGGCUAUAACAAGUGUAGAUAUCAUUUCGACACAAUGUGAUGAGCGAGAUUGAUGGUUGUAAAUAACAUUCUCGAAAUAACUUAGCUUUUCUCAGCAGGUUCAGCACCUAGCCUGUAAUCAUAGCACACCCCUGAAUCCUGGUUCGUCGAACGCUUGUAGGUUGAACAUUCAAAAUGUUUACACGAGAUAUUCUCUGAUUA